Messenger RNA from Hypomesus transpacificus, 2753 nucleotides. It is a transcript of the gene kbtbd13a, whose product is annotated as kelch repeat and BTB domain containing 13a. The record is from RefSeq and is a predicted model, not a curated record. Gene Ontology annotation, molecular function: protein binding. The coding region runs from base 715 to 2244 and encodes 509 amino acids. Lineage: Eukaryota; Metazoa; Chordata; Actinopteri; Osmeriformes; Osmeridae. The transcript has a single exon.
CAGUGAGGUUCACAUAUUCGAUACGUGAAGCUGGUUGAUUACAGUAGCUGUCUGAUACUGGCAUGUCCAAAGACGUCAUAACACAAAUAAUUGAAUAACUCAGUUUCACUGCACUUUGUUUAAGUAAGCUUACUUACAUUUGCAUGCAAAAACCCUGCAAGUACACUGGGCCUAAGAAUUGCAGAGCACUGUCACACAAUACCGCGCAGUAGACAAGGACACCAAAAUGGCAUUGUCUCUAUAACAACCUCAGGGAACAAUCUAUUGUUGUAGUUGAACUUUUACAACUGCUCUCAAGGACAAGCCCUGGCAUUUUCCACUGGCACAAAACUGUCAGCCAUAGACAAAGAGCCAUAAAUCAGCAGCAUAACUGAGAUGUACCCCAUUCACACAACCACAGCCGUGUCCCCUUUCAUCAGCUCAACACUGUUCUCCCUCUGCUGGCUGAGUGUCAUGAUCAUAAUGUAUUAGAACUGCCACACGUCCCCUGGCUAUGUAUAGACACGGCUAUUCUUGUAGCCGUGAAGAGAAAUACAAAUACAGUGGGUAGCCAGUCAAGUACAUCUGUUCCGGACAGUGACGGUUCAGUUGAGCUGCUUCUCCGCCCUGACUGGAAGGAAUGCCUUGACUAAAUGCUUCUCGUAUGGACAUGAGGUACUCCGGUUGUUGUCCUUAUUUCCUCUGUGUCAUUUUUCCAUUUGGCUUCUGGCGGGGAUGAAAAUCGAUGGCGGCGUGAUGAUGGAGCCUAGCAGCUGUCUGGGCUCAGGGGCUGAUGGUGAGGAGCCAGCCCCGGUCCAGCCUCCACAGCCUGUCGGGAUGGACGUCCUCAAAGUGAGAGUAGAUGAGACGGUUUUUGUGGUGGACAAAGCCCUCGUCACUCAACACUGUGAGUACUUCCGAGCCCUUUUCCAGUCUGGAAUGCGUGAAUGCCAGCAGGAGGAGAUCCACCUGAGGGAGCUGGGGGCGGGGGGGUUUCUGAUGGCCCUGCGUGUCCUGAGCGGGGAGAGGCCCAUGCUCAGCGGAGACGAGAUUGUCGAGGCCAUCGAGUGUGCCUCUUUCCUCCAGGUGGACUCCCUCACGAAACACCUCAUAAAUAUCCUUAACUCUGACAACUGUGUGCUCAUGUACCACACGGCGGCUACCUACGGGCAGCGGCAGCUCUCCCACAGCGCCGCUCUGUUUAUCAGAGACAUGGACUCUGAACUGAGAGAAGAACUGGGCGCCUUGCCAAGAGAGCUGGUGGAAUACAUUGAGUCCCUCAGUCCCGGCAGAUACAUGGUGGUCUGCACCCAUUCCCCUACCAUCGAGCUGCUGCAGAACUCCCAGAGGACGGUCUGCUUCCUGGACGAAGAGGAGAGAGACUGGAAAGUCUUGACUCAGUUACCCGUGAAUGCCAGCACAACCAUGGCAGGGGUGACUGUCUUAGACAACAAACUGUACAUCGUCGGAGGGGUGCAUGACGUCAGCAAGAAAGUAGUAGACACUGGCUACUGCUACAGCCCGGAAAGUGACUCCUGGUCUCUGAUCCCAAGCCCCCAGCAGCCCCGCUACAACUUCACUCUGAUUGGACAUGAAGGCUACCUCUAUGCCUUGGGGGGGGAGUUUGAAAGGAAAGCCAUGGCAUCUGUGGAGCGGUACAUGGUCUCUACAGGAACCUGGAGUUUUGCCUCCGACCUUCCCUGCCCUGUGGCCUCUGUGGUCUCAACCAAGGCCAUGAGCAGGAUCUUCAUCAGCCUUUGGAAGUCUAAAGGUGCCACAGAGAUCCAGGAGUAUCUGCCUGAAAAGGACCGGUGGGUGGUGGAAACCACAUUGGUCCGCCACCAGAGCUACGGUCACUGUAUGGUAGCCCACAGGGACAAUCUGUAUGUGAUAAGUAAUGGUCCAGGCGAAGACUUCCUGCUGUGUGUGAUGGACUGUUAUAAUCUCACUUCUGGCCAGUGGACGGCCAUGCCAGGCCAGUAUGGGAAUAGUAAAGGGGCCCUAUUCACAGCCGUGGUCAUAGGAGAUUCUGUUUUCACCCUCAACCGCAAGGUGACCACAGAGUACUCCAUAGAGGAACACAGGUGGAGAAUGAAGAGGGAGAUGACUGGCUUUGGGAGGAUUGGAUCCAUGUACACAUUCCUCUUGAGGAUGCCAAAUGCCCAGCACCGCAUUUUAGGAAACUCUCACGCUUUGAUUGAUGGUCUAAGUUAUGGGACCCGUAUUAACCACAGACCCAGGUCCUCUUUACAAUGUUUGGACUAAUUCCUUAUCAAUAGAUUUCUUCAUAUGAUGUCUCUACACCUAGUAGGCGGAGAGACUUGUUUAAAGUUAAUGUUGUCCCCUUCAUUUGCAUUGGAAAGUGCAGUACAACCAGUGAAGCUGUGUCGAGUUUGAUCAUGCAUACUGUAUUUCAAAUUAAUCUUUCCAUGGAAAGUAAGCAAUGGUUUGUAAUGUUCUUAAAUAUUUUUCCUGUUUUCACAACAAACAGGCUCUCUAUGGCCCUAAGGUCCCAGUGGUAUCACUGCUAGGACUCAAGGUUACAUAGGGCCAGAAUUUUUUUCACAGCAAGCCAACACUGCUGUAAUUAGGGUAUGUUUGCAGCUGUGUUUAGAAAGAUCUCCCUAGAUGGACACGUUUUGAAAUCUAAUGGGAUAACCUGUGUAAGUAAGACAUCAUUCAUUCGAUAGAUAACGCAAAUACUUGGCCCCUGGCAAAAAAGAUUGCAAGUAAGUGGAAGACUGGUAUGUUAUGAAGCAAUAAAAUAUCAUUAA